CUCCUUUAAUAAUUUACAGACAUGUCCAGAUUUUUCAAUCUUUUCUGGAAAAAGAAAUGCUAAAUGUAACCGAGAAAACUGUUCAAAAUAGAUAUAUAUAUUAUUGGGACAAAGUUCCCGAAGAGGAGCUUUAUCUGAUCAAUCCUUUUCUUGGUGCAGCAGAAGAAAAAGAAAAUCUUGUUUCUGUUGGGUUUCCUACAGGUUUUUUUUUUUCUUGAAGCAUUUCAAUGGAAGUUCCUACAUGGACAUUUGGAGUUCCUUCAGUUAGUGUUAUUGGUGAUGGGUAUUGUUUUCCUUAUCCAAUGGAACUAAUUGUCAAGAAGAAGAUUAAAAAGAUGUCCAAUGCACAAUUUGAAGUGUUUGAUCUUAGUGGAAAUCUUCUUCUCCAAGUAGAUGGUGGCGUUUGGAGCUUCAACAUGAAAAGAAUUGUUCGCGACCCUGCUGGUUUUCCUAUCCUGACACUGCGCGGAAAGGCACUUACACUUUGGCAUAAAUGGAAGGCUCAUGAAGGUGAAAAUAAAGAUGAAAACAAUAUUCUCUUUAGCGUACGACAAUCUCAUCCUCUCCAAAUAAAAAAGGACCUUCAUGUUUUCUUGGCAAAUUUCAAGCAAAAAGAUCCAGAUUUCCAUGUCACUGGAUCUUACACUUCCUUAUCUUUCAAAGUCUACAAAGGCCAUAGGCUUCUUGCAGAGGUCAAAGGCCCUAGGCUUUCUGCAGAGGUCAAACAUACCUUCACAUUGGAAAGCUUCUACAAGGGCAAGGAAAAAUACAGAGUUAAAGUUUAUCCAGAGGUGGAUUAUGCAUUCAUUGUAGCAUUGCUUGUAAUUAUUGAUGAGAAUGACACUCCCUGAUAAUGUCUUCUUCUAAG
This is a messenger RNA of Ricinus communis (castor bean), 868 nucleotides long. RefSeq names its product protein LURP-one-related 14. The transcript has 4 exons. The record is from RefSeq and is a predicted model, not a curated record. The coding region runs from base 228 to 851 and encodes 207 amino acids. NCBI's taxonomy places the organism in Eukaryota, Viridiplantae, Streptophyta, Magnoliopsida, Malpighiales, Euphorbiaceae.